Molecule: messenger RNA, 1635 nt
Organism: Scomber scombrus (Atlantic mackerel)
Lineage: Eukaryota; Metazoa; Chordata; Actinopteri; Scombriformes; Scombridae
Product: leucine-rich repeat LGI family member 2-like
Exons: 8
Coding region: 1-1635 (544 amino acids)
Biological process (GO): inhibitory synapse assembly
Molecular function (GO): protein binding
Source: RefSeq, a predicted model, not a curated record
AUGACGUCUACUAAGCGGUGGAUGCUGGCCGGUUUUGCGCUACUGUGCAUUUAUGGAUCAGCUGAAUCUAAAAGGAAUUUCAAAUGCCCUUCAGGAUGCUCCUGCUCCAAGGAGACAAUCAUCUGCGUUGGCACCUCACAGAUCCCACGGACUAUACCGGCUGAAUUUAACUCGUUGAGCAUCGUGAAUGGAUCCAUUGCUGAAAUCACAGAGGGAAUGUUUUCACUCAUGCCUUCUCUUCAGCUGCUGCUUCUGAAUGCAAAUUCUUUGACCACAAUCAAAGAUGAUGCUUUCUCAGGUCUUCCACAUCUGGAAUAUUUAUUCAUUGAAGGAAACAAAAUUGAAUCCAUCACCAAAAAUUCCGUACGUGGUCUGCGAGGUUUGACUCAUCUAUCACUUGCCAAUAACAAGAUGAGGUUUCUGCCAAGAGAUCUCUUUUUUGACUUGGACUCUUUGCUGGAACUGGAUCUGCGAGGCAACUCUUUCCAGUGCAACUGUGAGAACAAGUGGCUGAUGACAUGGCUGAAAAACACAAACGCCACAGUCUCAGAUGUCUUCUGCGCAGGCCCCAAUGAAAUGAAGGGCAAGCGGCUCAAUGACCUUCCUAUUCCACCGGGGGAGUGCAUCUCUACAGAUUUUGUGCGUCAUCAGUCCAUUCCCAUUCAGUCCAUGUCAUCGGACAUCUUCUCCUUUAAAGAGGACAUCUAUGUGGCGAUGGCAGCACCCAACUCCAACAGCUGUGUGGUCAUGGAGUGGGAUCACAUUGAAAUGAACUUCAGAAAAUUUGAUAAUAUAACAGGGAAAUCUGUUGUUGGUUGCAGGUCAGUUCUGGUUGACAACCACGUCUUGAUAAUUGUUACCCAGCUAUUUGGUGGCUCCCACAUCUACAGGUUUGACAAUCAACAAAACAAGUUCAUCAAAUUUCAAACUAUUGAAGUGUUCAACAUCUCAAAGCCAAAUGAUAUUGAGGUCUUUCAAAUGGACAGUGGGUGGUACUUUAUAAUUGUGGACAGCUCCAAAGCGGGAAUGUCUACUAUGUACAAGUGGACCGACCAACCUGACCGCAACGAAACUGGAUUCUUCUCAUAUCAGUUUCUCCACGAAUGGUUCCGUGAUACAGAUGCUGAGUUUGUCGAGGAAGACGGGAAGUCCUACCUCAUCUUAGCAAGUCGCUCUCAGUCACCUGUCAUUUACCUCUGGAACAAGAGCACUCAGAAGUUCAUACUUCAUGGGGAAAUCCCAAACUUUGAUGAUGUGGUGGCAGUGAAAGCUUUCCGGCUGGAAGGCGAGUUGUAUCUGGCCAUGACCUGCUACAUUGGUGACUCCAAAGUCCUCAAGUGGACCAACAAGCAGUUCACUGAGGUGCAACCUCUACCCUCUCGAGGAGCAAUGAUCCUCCAGCCUUUCACCUUCACAAACAGACACUACCUUGCCCUUGGCAGCGAUUACUCUUUCACACAAAUCUACCUCUGGGAUGCAGAAACCAAAACCUUUCACAAGUUCAAGGACAUUUAUGUGCAGUCACCACGAUCAUUUACUGCAGUGACCACUGACAGGAGGAAUUUCAUCUUUUCAUCUAGCUUUAAGGGCAAAUCAAUGGUUUUUGAGCAUAUUAUUGUUGAUUUAAGCUUAUAA